Messenger RNA from Ambispora leptoticha, 1269 nucleotides. The record is from the annotation of a GenBank genome assembly. Lineage: Eukaryota; Fungi; Glomeromycota; Glomeromycetes; Archaeosporales; Ambisporaceae.
AUGUCGUCACUAAAAUGUAAAGGUUCAUUCGAGUUUACCAUUUACGAGGUGACGAAACUCGUUGGAGAUGUAUACAGUCCGCCGUUCGCCACUUCUAAUGAAAUGUUUUGGCAAUUAGUGUUUAAUCCGUCUACUCCCGAUCACCCACAAUUUUGCUCGCUUGGUCUUCGAGCAAUUCCGAAUCCAGAAGAAGAAAAUACGACAGGGAUAUGGAAAAAUCGCGAUAUGUAUUGCGCCACAAUUUUUCUAAAAGAUCCGAAAACUCAAAAGAAAAUUGAUAUUGGACGAGCAGAGUUGAAUGGAUUUUCGGCUACAAGGCGUGGAUUUGGAUGGAAAGAUUUCUGUCAUAAUUCCGAGCUUCCCGGACACGGUGAACUAGUGUUCGGUGUAGAAUUCGAGAACGCAGACAUAGGUCUUGUAGCACAUACUGUCACUCUGCCCGGUCGUCCGCUACCCAAAGAUCUUGUCGAGGCUUGGGGCGAUCAGCUAAAUAACGCAGACACCGCAGAUACACAAUUCAACAUAAACGGACGAACAAUUUACGCGAAUAGUGGAAUACUCUCUCGUCGUUCUGAGUAUUUUAAUACAAUGUUUAACGGAGCUUGGUCUGAAACUAAAACCAAAAAGACGCCGAACCGGCAAAUCUUUACACGACAUACAAGAGACAUGAGUGAGUCUUCUCUGGGGAAUACUUCGAUUGAUAAAUCAAGUUCAAAUGCAAAUAUUAGCAACAAUAGUGGGUUGAGUAAAGAAACCAAAGAUAACCUAACAUCUGGUUCGGAUAACAACAAGAAUGUCAGGAAUACCACGGAGAAGACCAAAGAAUUCCGUUAUGUUAUUGAUAUUUUGGAUUUUAAUCAUCAGACUUUUCUGGAGAUGUUGAGAUUCUUAUACACAGACCAAGUGACUUUCAACAAAAGAAAAGACUCGCAUCAAACAGCAUUUGAUGUCAGUCUAUUCUCUAUAGCUGAUAAAUACAUAAUCCCCGAUCUACGAGAACGAGCAAAAGUCAAAAUCUUCCACGAACUAAACAUCAACAACGCCGCUGAGAUCUUGUUUCAAUCCGCAUGGAAAUGGCCUGACAUCAAAGAAAUCGUGUUCAAAUAUGUCACCGAUAAUUUCAGCAGAGUUCGUAAUACGACUGGCUUUCGUAAUGUCGCUCAAAAUGUGCGCGCGUAUCCGAUGAGUAGCGAGAUUUUAAUGGAGUUGUUAAGUUGUUUGGUUCCGGACGACCAUGCUGAAGUAAAAAUUUCCGGAUUCGUAGCAUGA